This is a messenger RNA of Notolabrus celidotus (New Zealand spotty), 1874 nucleotides long. RefSeq names its product tripartite motif-containing protein 35-like. Lineage: Eukaryota; Metazoa; Chordata; Actinopteri; Labriformes; Labridae. The record is from RefSeq and is a predicted model, not a curated record. The coding region runs from base 122 to 1666 and encodes 514 amino acids. The transcript has a single exon. Gene Ontology annotation, molecular function: zinc ion binding; protein binding.
AGCCUCCAGCUUUGAAUGCAGGAUUGAGGAAGUGUGUGUUACUUCAAGAGAUCUCUCUAAAGGACAGGGAGAAGGAAACUGUCUCCACUCUUUGUUUGUUUUUCUGGAUUUUACAAACAAUAUGGCGUCCAUGCCAGAAGCUGAUCUCACCUGUGCGGUCUGCCAGGACAUUUUCAAAGAUCCUGUUAUCCUCACCUGCAGCCACAGCUUCUGCAAAGCCUGUCUGCAGGACUGGUGGAGAGGGAAACAACUACAGGAGUGUCCGGUGUGUAAGAGAAGAUCAUCCAGAAGUGAUCCGCCUUGUAACCUGGCCCUGAAAAACCUGUGUGCGGCCUUUCAACUGAACAGAGACCAGAGAUCCUCAGCAGGGUCUGAGUCUCUCUGCAGUCUGCAUGCUGAGAAACUCAAACUCUUCUGUCUGGAGCAUGAGGAGCCGGCGUGUGUGAUCUGUCGAGACUCAAAGAGGCACAACGGCCACACAUUCAGGCCCAUCGAUGAAGCUGCGAAGGAUCGCAGAGAGGAGCUGCUUGAAUCUCUGAAACCUCUGCAGGACAAGCUGAAGGUCUUUGAAGGAGUGAGAGGAAACUGUGUUCAAACGGCAGGGCACAUUAAAGUCCAGGCCACAAACACAGAGAAGCAGAUUAAGGAGCAGUUUAAGAAACUCCACAAGUCUCUAGAGGAGGAAGAGGAGGCCAGGAUCUGUGCUCUGAGGGAGGAAGAGGAGCAGAAGAGUCUUGUGAUGAAGGGGAAGAUUGAUGCUCUGAACACAGAGAUUGCAGCUCUUUCAGAAACAAUCAGAGUCACAGAGGACGAGCUGAGAGCCGAAGACGUCUCAUUCCUGCAGAACUACAAGGCUGCAGUGAGAAGAGUCCAGCAGCGCCCCAUGCUGGAGGAUCCAGAUCUGGUCUCAGGAGCUCUGAUAGACGAGGCCAAACACCUGGGUAACCUGAGCUUCAACAUCUGGAACAAGAUGAACUGGAUUGAACAGUACCCUGUGGUUCUGGAUCCAAACUCUGCUCAUCCAGACCUCGUCCUGUCUGAAGAUCUGACCAGCGUGAGACGUGGGGGGAAACAAAACCUUCCUGACACCCCGGGGAGGAUGAGCACCCCCCAUUCUGUCCUGGGCUCUAAGGGGUUCCAAUUAGGGACUCGCAGCUGGGCUGUUGAGGUUGGAGACAGUGUGAACUGGUCUCUGGGCGUGGCGGCGGAGUGCGGCGAGGCGGACGGGAAGACGGUGUUCUGCAUGUGGACCCUCCAGCUCUCUGACGGUCAAUACAAAGCCGUCUCUCCGUUAGCGGGACCGAUGGAUCUGCAGGUGGAGAAGAAGCCUGAGCGGGUCCGGGUUGAUCUGGACUUCAACAGAGGACGGCUCUCCUUCACUGACCGGGACGAGGACACACACCUUCACACCUUCACACACACCUUCGUGUUCAAGACCGUGUUCCCGUACAUACGCAACGGAGACGAAGGCCCGGUCCGGCUCUUACCGCGGGGGGAGGACGAUGAGGAGGAUGAUGCUGAGUUUGAUGAUGAUGAUAGUGAUGAAGACUACUGUCCUGAUGAGGAUGAGGAAGAUGAGGAAGAUGAGGAUGAUUGGACUUCUGAUUAUGAGGAUGAUGAGGAAGAUGAGGAUAAAGGAGAUGAAGAUAGUGAUAAGUCCACUUAGAUAGUGAGGACUAAUCUUAUUCAUGGGGUUCAGUCACAUGACCUUUUUGUUGUUGCUGCCGCCAUCUUUAGGACUGUAGCACCAUCAACCGCCGGACCCAGCUUGAUUAAAUCAACGGCCUUAAAUCUGGGAAUCCCAUUUUUCACCAUUAGGUGGCGCUAAUACUCCGUCAGAGGUCCUAAUGAUGGUGCUGCGAACGCUGUGUGAC